GGGGCGGACACUCGCAUGCCCCGCCCCCAGCACGGCCCGCUCCUCGCGUCCCGGCCGCCUGUGGCGUCAGCGGCGGCUGCGCGCGCGUGAGGCCGGGCAGAGCUAGCGGAGGCUCGGACCGGAAGGGGCGCCGUGGCCGGCCGGGGCGCCGCCUCUCUCUCUUGGGCGUCGGAAACAUGGGCGACCCCGGGCCGGAGAUCGUGGACGCCGUCUCUCCUGCCCGCCCCGAGGCCCCUGCGUCCGCCGCGGAGGAGAACGAGGACGACAUCCAGUUCGUUAGUGAAGGACCAUUAAGACCUGUUCUUGAAUACAUUGAUCUGGUCAGCAGUGAUGAUGAAGAGCCUAGCACCUCACGUCCUGAGAGAAUGCCUGAAUCUAAGGUGCCACCCUCUGAGAGUCAUCGUUCUAGCUGCAGUGCUCCUCUUCCCAUUGGAGACAGCAGCUCCUCCUCUGGGAGCUGUACCAGCAGUCCACAAAGGAUAGUUUCUCAGCUUUCCUCUGUUGAGAGCCCAUUGGAAAACCAGAAAAAUGAUCAAAAUAAUUCUGAUAAUAAAAUCUCUGAGACAGAGACACGUAAACCUUCACAAAAAUACCAGACUUUGCCUUCAUCUUCACUUCUGGUCCCCCAGGAAUCUUUGGACUCUUCUGAGGUCAAAGAAGAUUUACCCAUAGAGUCUUCUACUUCACAGCAUGGACAGGAUGCUAUCCUCUAUCUCCAGACACAAGUGGCUGAAAUGUCCCGAGUAAUACGUGAUCUGCAGUCCAGGAGCUGUUUUAGGUUUCAUCAUUCUAGGCCAAGUGAGAAUUCUUCAGUUCCUUGGGACCUCUCCACAUCUAAGGAAGAAAAUUUAUCCACAGUUGAAGAAGAAGCUACAAAUUACAAAUCUCCAUCAGCAGACAACAAAGGGCAGCCAACAGACCGCACCCGAUCUAGUUUCACAGGUCUGUUGAAGAGAAUGGAACAGAGAGGUGUUAUAAAGAGGGUAACCUUACAAUCUGAAACAGAAUCAUGUGAAGGGAAGCCUGAGUGUGUAACUUCUAAAAAACGUUUGGUUCCACCAUUGCAUCCACUUUUGAGAAUUGCCAGUACUGAGGUUUUUAAGGACCCUGCUGACUGUCACCCUUCUUCUUUCAUGGGACACAGGGUAUAUCCUGUGUCCAAGGAUACCUCUCCUUUCCAACCAAAUCCACCAGCUGAGGGCCCCAUUGUAGAAACAUUAGAGCACAGCAAAAGAGGAAGCACAACAUCUCCUUUAGAUUCUACCUCAAAAGAAAUGGAGGUCAUGGGUGGUAGGUUCUACCGCGCUGCCUCCAUUGCGGCUCGAGCUGCCAGCUAUAUGGCCUAUAUGACUCAGUAUCAGCGUAAGCUCUGGGAAGACAUGGAAGAUUUAGUUCAUAAUCCACAGUUUGAUCAUGGAAAAGCAAGGUGUAUAAUAUCUGAUGGUAUGGAUGCAGGCCUUUGGCAGCUCUGUACCACUAGGGACAUAAUGGACUCAGUAGUCAGAGUUAUGGCCAUGGCGGUAGACUAUAGAAGGCAAGCCUGGCUCCGACUUACAUCUCUCAGUAAGAAAACCCAGGAAAAGAUCUUACAUUUGCCAUUUGAUGGUACUUCUCUUUUUGGACAAGAUGUAAAUGCUGUUGUUGCAGAAGACAAUAGUAUUAAAGAAAAUGACUAUAAGAAUCACAAAUACUAUAACCAGCAUCGAUACUUUAAUUGCCAUGAUCAAAAAGCGUAUUAUCACAAUAGAGGAUAUUCCAGAAGGGAUUGGUACAAACCCAGAAACCACCCUUAUAGGUAUAGAAAAAAAGACUCUCCAGAACGACAUGGAUAUAAGAAUUAACUGUGUGUUCAGCAGAAGUCAUUCAGGAUUCUUUUUCAUUUGUUUCACACCACUCAAGUAGGAUUAACUAUAAACAGAAGGUCAUCAAUAAACUGCAUGCGUGUCUGGAAUGAUUACAGUGAAUGUUUGAAGUGUAAAAUGAAAAGACUCGAGUUUUUUUGGCCAAGUGAGUAUUGGAAAUUUUGCCGUAAGGAGGGCUGGGCAAAGGUUACCCAUUGUUUGUGGUCCAAAAUAAGGCCAGAUGAGGGCACUUAGGACUCCAGAUUCUCUUAGGUUAAGAGAAAGUACAUAGAUACAUGUUCCUUAGGAAAAUUGUGUGGUAAAAUGAGGACCAGUAGAUUUUGAAUCUGGAAACAGUUUACUAUUAGAUUCUAUUUAGUAAGACCAGAGGCAAAUCUUCCAUUUUUAUGUCAUCAGUGCUUUGUCCAGGCAUCAGCUUGAUGGAUCUUCAUUAAAUGACAGCUCUGUUAAUAGUCUCUGUGUCAAGAUGAUCAACUCACCAAGAGUUCAGACUACUAUCAAGCUCCGUGAGACUUUAGAAUCAGCUGUGAAGCUAUGUGCCAAUUGGAAUUCAAACAAGUUUUGCCAAAUCCAGUUUGCGUCUAGCUGGAAUGGCUUCCUGUCACAAGUCUGCUGUGGUUACCAGCUGGAAAGACUUUUCUACCUAUAAUGAUAUAGAAAUUUUUGUAGUGUCUUCAUUAAGACUGAUGGCCACUAUACCAUCAACUCUCCUAAAACUACAUGUGCGAUAAUUCUUUGUAGUCAUAGAUCUUAGUAGUCGUUGAACUAUCAAGCUCACAUAUCAAGUUGAGAGACUGUAAUAAAGGUCUCACUGUAUUAAUGUGGGCCUUUCACUAAGAUGGCCUUCUGAAAUCUAUCAUGUCAACAGUUAAUUUGUUUGAGCUUGAUAAUGCAUCCUACUCUAAAUAUAAAGAUGUGAAUAGCAAUGCUCUGGAAAUAAAAGAUUAUUUAUACUCUGAAGGCAUGCAAAUCUGAACUCUGUAAAAAUUUAAAACAUGGCUGACAAUCUGGUCCUCUUGGCAAAAGUGAAAUGAGGUGCCAUCAGUUUAGCUUUUGUUGAAAAAUCCUUAAGGCUUAAAGCAAAAUUGUGGAUGUCAUGAAGCAAACAAGCCAGAUAGUUUUCGUUUCUGGAUGUCUAAUCACAUUCAUUAAAGAUUUUUUUAAAAGGUUGAAAUCAAGACUUCAAGUGACGUGUUCUUGGUUAAUUGGUCACUGAAUCUUGUCAAACUCACUGUAAGAGAUGACUUACAUUUCUGCCAUAUUGGAACUGGCAGCAGAUACCUCAGUCACACAUCCCACAAUAUCUUCUGUGUGUAUCUCAAGGCACUGGCUAUAUGGCAUACCGGCCUUUAGAUCCUUGUCUUCACAGCAUGGCUCUGGGAAUGGAGAAAAUGUUGAAAGAUUCUGAAUACAUCAGUUACUGUUACUUGCUUAAUAGCCAAAAGAGUUUUUUUUUUGACAGACUUAAGUAAUUCUGUAAUUUUUUUGGUUUGUCAAACAUUUGUCUUGUCUGUUUGAUCAGGUGUUUUAGGUGCAGUGUUGGCGCAUGUAGCACUGUUUUAGGGCAUAUGUGAUUCUGUUUCUUUUUGUCACAGUUCUUGCACAGUAUUGCCCUUUCUUUCAAAUAAUGUUUGAUACCCUUUUAAUAGUUUAUUAGAAGCUUAUUCUCCUGUCAUUCAGCACAUUUUUUAAACUUAUUUUUAAACUUUUUAUUUCCACUUGCCAUAGAGGUUGAAGACAUUAAUUAUCCCUACUUGGAAGAAGUUACUUUAUUGUCAGGUAAUCUUAGGAUAUUGUAUUGGUCCUGUCUGUGCUAUUUAUCCAUGAAGCCUGAACUAGUCUUUAUGAAGAUCAUUUGAGUACAUUUAACCAAGUUGCAUCUAAAGUUAAUAUUUAUCUUUUCUAUAUUUCUCACAGAGUUGGAUCCGUGCCAGUGCUCUGUAAAAACUUGUCUUUGAAACUUACUAUUGAUUAUCUUAAAAAAGAAAUCAAGGGCCUAAGAAAUUACAUGUAGAUUUUUGUUGCUUGCAGUGUGUUUGGCACCAAUGGAGCACUCUUGUGCCCUUGGCGUUGGUGCUGUAGUUUUGUCCCAUGAAAGGACUCGCCACCUGACAUCUCACAAGAGAAAGACCUGAGCUUCUAUGUGGCUGCAUAUCAGUGUUACUAAUGCUGUUCUAAUUCCAUUUCUCCUUUUUUCUUCCCUCAAUCACAUGGUGCAUCACAAACUUGGUGAUUUUUGAGAUAACUGUAAAGCUUAACAUGAUUCUCUGAAAUUGCUUUUGUACCAUGCUUCUACUCCUCUCCCCCUUUUAAAUUGUGGUUAAAAAAUUCAAAAUGUAGCACCUUAAUCAUUAUUACUGUUAACUACUUCCAGGUUGUUGUGUAGCUUUCUUAAAUAUUUUAAAGAAAACAAUUGUUCUCUUUUGAUGCUUACAUUACUCAGUAAUAAAGAGACCCUGCUUAACCACUUAAGCCCAAGCAUCCCUAGAAAAUUGUUUUUCUUAAAGUGGAAAAGUAUUAGUGGAAACCAACAAAUUGAGUAACCAGUUAGGUAAAUUAGUGAAAGUUCUUGAUAGUUGAGUGGGAAUAGGGACAGAAUGCAACAGGGUAGAACUGGCCAGUGCCUGUGUAUUAGUUUCUUGACUGCAGAAGAAAACAGUUUCCCAGUGUCCUCAGCCCAUUUAUCAUUUUUGUAAUCUCUCGUAUACCUGAAUGAUGAUGGUAUUACAAAACUAAAAGUGCAUGCCUGGUCUAGAGAACCUACCCCAGUAGAAAACAGAACUCAUCUUAGUCAGAUACGCAGUCAUUGUUCCUGCUAUGUGCAGAGCCUGUGGCAAAAUUCUUUAUUAGGCUAACCUCUGACUUAAAAUACCUCUAGGUUUUUUAGGAGGCCUUGACAUAGCUGCAAAUUUUAUGAUUUAGCAUUUUCAAAAAGGAUGUGUCUACUGAUCUUUUUUCUUCAAAAUGUUAUUUCUUUACUAGACAGAAAAUGUAUAUGAAGAAAAUAUGAUUUCUUGUAGCUACUAUGUAUAAGGAAGUAAUUAUCUCCAUUGUUAUAUGAAGUGCCUUUUUAAAUAUCACACUAUGUUUAAAACUUAUAUUUUGGUGUCUUGCAUAUAUUGCGGGUAGUAUUUGAGUUUUGUGUCACAUUUUAAUCUUUUAGUUUAUUGCCUUCAUUAUAUUAAUUGCACUAUCUAAAUGUACUCCCUUGAAUAUUAUUUUUCUUUAUAGCACUGUUAACUCAUUUCAGAGAAUGGUAUACUUUCCUCUCAUUCACAAAAAUUCUUUUUAUUUUUUAGUGAUUAGCCCAGUUUUCUGAGCAUUAAGGCAGCUUCAUAUGUUCUGAAUUUUCUGAUUAAGUCAUUUGUCUUAUGUUUAACCUUGUUCUUAGCCAUGGUAACAAAAUGUGUUUAUUUGGUAAGAAAAAGCAAAGACAUUUUUUUUGAGGGGUGGGAUUACCAAGGAUCGAACUCAGGACUUGUGCUUGUUAGGCAGGCGCUGUACCGCUGAGCUCUAUCCCUAGCCCAAAGCAAGGACUUCUUAAAAAACAGUAAAUUUGCUGACACUUUAUGUAUGUAUGUGUAUAUAUACAUAUAUAUUUAUUUUAGACUGAAUGAUUGCUUCCUUGUCAGUAUAAUUACAUUUAAACUUUAAAGCUGUGUAAUUUAUCAGUGUAAUUUCAUUUAUUUACUUAGCCCACAAAUGACAUGUAGAGGGGCACAUAAGCUUUUUCAGGCUCCUUAGAUACUGUUUAGUACUCUAUAUUAGUACUACAGUAAUAGUUUACUGAAUUUUAUACCUAAAUGAUCUGAUAAUGUCCUGUCCUUAAGGACCUGUUACAUCCAGGAUGACCUCUCAGGUGUAAUAAACAAGGAGGUUGAGAAAGAAACUGCAGAGUCCCUUCUGUAAAAUUGAAUACUUAACAUGAACACAGAAUUAAGUGGCAAACUCAUUAUUUGUGAAGAUACAAUUAAUUGGGAUUCUUAUGAAGGUUUGAAAAUGUGGAUUAGAUCUUUUUGGAAAUAGUUCAAAGGUUGCAAUAAUUGGACACUUACUUAUUUUAGUGUGAGAUCUGUUUUGCCCCAGUCUUGGCACUGUUCAGAUUACCUUAUCUUUUGACAUUUGCCGUCAUAGCCACUUGAUGGCUAGCCCAGUAAAUUGAUUGUCAUACCUGUAUGCAUGUCAGUCAGUUGGCCAGAUCCAUGGUUUUUAGUAGACACAUAAACUGGUCAGUUCCUUUUUUUACUUAACGUUACCAGGUGGAAGUUACCAGUAAACUGAUGAUGAUUAUUGUAUUGAAUGAAAAUCUUUUUAUUUUUAAUAUGAUGAGUUUGUAAACCAUUAAAAUUUAUGGAAAUUUUUCUCCCUGGAUGAUGAUAAUAUUGUUUUAUUAAAUCUUUUUUUCUCUUAUUAAUGGGAUGUUCUUGUACUUCUUUGUCUUCUCAUUUGUUUGAACUUACUGCAAUGAAAACCUUUGUAGUAGUGUCUGGUAUUUGUGGUUCUUGUGGAACACAUCUGAAGUGGUCCCAUUCCAGUCAUGUCCUUUUGAUGUUAGCCCGGCACUUGUUUUAUUCUUUGUAUUAAUCUUCUCUUCUCCUUUAUGUAAUACUUACUAAAAAUAUUUCUGAUUUAAUUCCUUUGAGAUAGAUUAUAUUUUUAUUUUACCAGGGUAUAUGAGCUAGCAUUUUGAUGUGGCUUUGUAUUUGUAUAUUUAAGUACCAUGUCUUAGGCAGUAUUCUGAUAGAUUUUCUUUUUUCCUGAGAGAUUUUUAGAUGUUUAGUAAAACAUCAUUUUUAGUAAAGAUAACCAGUAGUCUCAAACUUUCCCUUGGCUUUUGACGCGGUAUUAGUUAAACACCUUCUUAUUUAAUGACAGGAUUUUUUUUUUUAUUUAAUUGCAUAUUGUUUAUGGUCAAAUUCAUUUGAAGCCUAUAGCCUGAAUAGACUAUAUCUCUAUAUAGCCCUGCUCUACCUAUCUGAUACCUUGUUCUUACAAUUAACCAGUUUUCUCUAGGUCUUAAAGGCUUUACUAGGUGACCAUCCAUUUGCAGUAGUUUGUUAGAUUUUCUGAUGACUUGUCAAGUUUAGAGCGCUCAGAUUUCUUUUAGGACUUCAAAGGUCUGUUAAAAGUUUUAUUUUUUUUCUGGUAUUCCUGAGUAUAUUUCUUGGUAUAGUGAAAGUAAAUAUUUUAUAUAUGAUGAGAUAUUUCAAAGUACUCUGUCAUAAUGCUUCAGGUAUUCUUGUGUUAUAGGUUUUGUUAGUCUUUUUUAGCCCAAUUUUCAUAUGCAGUAUAUUUCUUCAAAUAUUUUUUCUUUCAUUAAUUAUCACAACGUUGAGUUUUAAGGACUAUAGAUAGACUUUUGUUGACUUCUACUUAUAUCCAUGGUGGCUAUGUUUCACACUAUAUUGAUUUGUAAUGUAUUUAUGUGUUAAGUAACUAUAAUGUUUUUUAGUCCGUUACAUAUCUUUUAAUUAGAGUGAGGCAGCUGUGGUGUGGAUAAUGGAAUAAAUACAUUACCCCAAAUCAUUAAACAUAAGUUCAGGUUUUCAAUUCCAUUUAUUUGGAGUCUUUUUGUUUGUUUGUUUAUAUAUUUAUUUAUUUUGUGUGUGUUGAGACGGGGGCUCGCUGUGUAGUUCAGGCUGGCCUUCAACUAACUUUGUAUCCUAGGCUGGCCUCAAACUUGCAGCAGUCCCCCUACCUCAGCCUCUUUAGUGCUGAGAUUACAAGUGAGAACCACCACACCUGGCUGUCCAGUUCUUGCUUUAAAAAAAUUAACAUUUAACUUACAGUGUUUCCUGCAGUUAGAUGUGUGACCCAUCCCUUUCUGCCUUGAGUAGGAUAUAGUUAACAUGUAAGUAAUAGCAUUUAGACUUUCAGCACAGAAUUGCUUGUGUGUUGUUACUUUAAUGGCCUUUUAAGAGCUCAUAUAUUCUAAAAUGUUUUGGAAUCACCUUGAUAGCCAAUUGUCUGUUACCUUCCUCUUUGGGAAGGAAGUAGAAGAUAGAAGCUCUGUCUACAUCAAUAGACUCUCUUGAGAUAGAAAUUCACAAUUUAUAGGUAAGGGUGUAAAACUUGAGUCAUUAAGUAGCUUACUCAAGUGUUAUGAAAGUUAAUAGACUAGACUUUUAGCAUUGUACUGGCCUGCCUCCAUGUAUUUAAAAGGCUCUGCUCAUAUCUUUACCUCUGUGACCAACAAAUUUCAAGUGCAGUGAAUUUUUCAGUUGCCUAAAUUUUAUUCUCAAGUAAUUCUUGAUUAUUUCACUUGUCAGAUUAGGAGCUCUGUCCUCUUCGUUCCCUGAUUGAGGUUUCAUUGUGCUGGACUAAGAUGAUUCUUGACAAUCAUUGGUUUCUGUUUCAUGACGUGUUUAUUCCUGUCCAUUUUCAGCAUUGAUCAUUUUAGUCAUAAUUGUUAUUUUCAUUGAUCUACAUUUUUUAAACCUUUUUAACUUGAUAUACACUAAUGUUUAAAACUGGCGUCUUGCAGGUGUUAUCUUAACUGAAGGAAAAUGGUGUGGUUUAAAGCACUUGGUAUUUGAAUUAUAAAGGCCUUGAUCUUGAUAUUAACAAGUCCUUUGUUUUCUAAGCUUAUUUUCUUUUCAGAUGAGUUAAUGCCUUGCAAGUAGUUUAAAAAAAAUACUGAAGCCCAAAGUAGAUUUCCUUUUUUAAGUAAUUGUGCUGCUAUGGAAUAAUAUUGGGUACAGAUGGAUACAUACUUCUAAGAAUGUAUUUGAUAGCAUGUGCAUUUCAUGACAUCUGAUCAUGUUCCCCUUGUUUACAGUUUUUAAGACUUAGUACAAGCCUAAUAGUAGCCUAAAUCCUUGAGAAACAUAGUUAAAUAGGCUCUUUCCUCAAGUGCAAACUAAAUAGAAAAAGAAUACAGAUUGAAGACUUAUGGUGUUAAAGGUAUGUUUGUAUGAUUUUUGAUGGAUGGCAUUUUUUGAUUUUGUAUUUAUGUUGAAAGCAAUCAUCUUUUCAAUUGUCAAGUUUUAUCUUUUUCAAUACCUGCUGUGUGUAGGUAGGUACUACGGAAGGUCUAGGAAUACUGAGGGUAAGAGACAUUAUGUUUAGAGAAACGAAUAGCAGAACAGUGUAGUUGCUCUGUGUAGAGGAAUGCCUGUGGUGAUGUUGGAACAAAAAAGAGGGUUGUAACAAGGUGUUGAGAAAGCUUUUCUUGCUUACCAAGUACUUGAAUUGGAUUUUGGAGCUGUCUGUUGAGGCAGCUGGAGCCAGGCAGUGAGGCAGAGAAAGUAGUAGUGUCUGCCAAGGGAAACAUGAGUUGUGUCUGGUUUCAAAAUAAUGAGUAGGGUUAGGGGGACAGAAAUAAGAGAUAAUUAAGCAGAAGAAAGGAUAAGUUACCCAUGUAAAUAUGUUGGUAUCUGUGUAGCUAUUGCUUGUAAGGUUAUAGAAGUAGUUUAGAAAAUGAUUUUUUCCAUAAUCCACUGCAGACAUCUAGAAUAACUUUUUUUUUUUUUUUUUAACUUGACCUGAUCCCAAGGAGUGUUCUCAACAGCAUACGUCUGGCCCCAAAGUAGUUUACCUAAGCAGUGAGAACAAACUGAGGCUGGUACAGAAUGACUUGGAAGAGAAUCCAUGUAGUAUCUCCUAGGUGGAGUGUGACAUUCCGUUGUAUAUUUCAGGGUCACCUAACAGUACAGUGGUGCUUCAGUUUGUGAACUUAAUUUGUUGUACAACUGUGGAAAAGAGGACCUUGUUUGUAUUUGUGUGGGAAAGGGGACCACAGUCUUGUUUGUCCCCUGAUGCAGAGUUUGCAAAUAAAUACAAAAUGUGGCCAAAUGCUGUUUACAAACAAAAUUGUUUGCAGACAUGUGUUCCUGAACUGAGGUACAAUACCACUAUACUUCCCUCAGUGUAGUUAAAUGUGGCUUAAUUUCCCUCUGGGUUGAUUUAGGAAUAAUUUCUGGGGGCUCUUGAGAAAAAUGAAGAUACAGAAUAUUCUGCAUUGAUACUGAAAGGUGCUGUUUUUGAGGUAACUUGAACUCUUGUCCUGUGGUAUCUCCAGCAGCUUCCAAACACAUCUCAUCAAAUUGUCUCCUUGGUAUUAUCUUUACUUUUGACAGUUUCUCUUCCCUGCAUUCAUUGUUUUCAUCUCCUUUCCUUUCCUUUCCCACCAGAGGGAGACCAAUAGAACUCAGAAUUUACAAGUAACUCCCUUUUAUGGUAACUACAUAUUCAGAGGUAUUUACAAUUCUCUUAAGAUGCAAAUUUGUAUGAUUUUUAAUGUCCUGUACUAAUAACAGAAGAUCAGAGUCAUUUUCUUCAGAGAAUUUUUACUGAAAAGAUAUUGGCAAUUUUACUGGGAGAAUCUUGUUAAGUUUGAUGGUACUAGCUUUCUUAACUAAGUACGCUAUAGAAUGGGAUAUAUCUGUAUGUAAUGCUUUUAACUUUGUUCAUAUAAAGUAAAUGUUUUGUGUACUUUAUAAGCAGUAAAUGGGUGGGGAGGAGCUUGCUUUGUAAAAAAGAUUUCAAAAUUUUGCUGCUGGAGGAGGCAAAUAAAUAUUAUGUUACUUUGC
Messenger RNA from Cavia porcellus (domestic guinea pig), 10393 nucleotides. RefSeq names its product zinc finger protein 451 (gene Znf451). Gene Ontology annotation, biological process: negative regulation of transcription initiation by RNA polymerase II; protein sumoylation. The transcript has 4 exons. Gene Ontology annotation, molecular function: SUMO ligase activity; transcription corepressor activity; DNA-binding transcription factor activity, RNA polymerase II-specific. The coding region runs from base 177 to 1841 and encodes 554 amino acids. Gene Ontology annotation, cellular component: nucleus. NCBI's taxonomy places the organism in Eukaryota, Metazoa, Chordata, Mammalia, Rodentia, Caviidae. The record is from RefSeq and is a predicted model, not a curated record.